Arabis nemorensis is the source of this 1299-nucleotide messenger RNA. The record is from the annotation of a GenBank genome assembly. Lineage: Eukaryota; Viridiplantae; Streptophyta; Magnoliopsida; Brassicales; Brassicaceae.
AUGGCGACAAGAAGUAAAAUCCCAUCACUCUCUACAAUUUUUUCUCUUUACACAUCUCUCUCUGCUUUCACGAUCUUGUUCAAAACCAUUCUCCAUGAGAUUCUUCCCUUAAAAAUCCGUACUUUCAUCGUCUCUCGUUUCACAAACUACUUCUCUUCUUACUUCAACUCCGAUUUCACAUUCAUCGUCGAAGAAAAAUGCGAUUACGUAACGAAUCAGACUUUCCGUGCAGCUGAAGUUUACUUGCCUACUCUUCUCGCCGGAAUCACCACCGGAAGUCUUCUCGUCGGUUCGAGCAACCUCAAGGACCCGAUUGCUAAACCCAAGUACGGAAUUCCGAUAAACGCUAAAAUCAUCGAUGAAUUUGAAGGGAUUCGUCUUGAAUGGACUCUUCUCUCUGCAAAAAACGAGAGUCUUUACCAGAGUAAAGAAAAAAGGUACUUUCAUUUGACAUGUAAGAAGGAGUUUAGGGAGAAGAUCAUGUCAGAUUACUUCAUAUAUAUUGCGAAAUUAUCGGUGAAGAUAUUAGCACAAAGAGAAAGUCUGAAGAUCCACACUUACAAUUCAGAGUUUCAUGUAUGGGAAUCAACGAUCUUCCAGCAUCACACGACAUUUGAAACCCUAGCAAUCGAACCUGAGCUCAAGAACACAUUGAUCCGUGACCUAGACGCUUUCUCAAACGGAAAAGACUUUUUCAAAACCGUAGGACGAGCUUGGAAACGCGGUUAUCUUCUUUACGGUCCACCUGGAACCGGAAAAUCAUCCCUUGUUGCAGCCAUUGCUAAUCACAUGUGUUAUAGUAUAUAUGAUCUUCAACUUCAGAGCGUUCAAGAUGAUGCAAUGCUUAGAAAGAUUCUUACUUAUACCGAAAACCGUUCGAUUCUUCUCAUCGAAGAUGUUGAUUGCGGUGGAGCGGAUGCUUCUUGCAGAGAGGAAAAUGGAUUAUGGUCAAGCUGUGUAGAGGAAAGGAUCAUAAUCUUCACUACGAACCAUAAGGAGAAACUUGAUCCGGCAUUGCUUAGACCAGGAAGAAUGGAUGUUCAUGUACUGAUGAAUUAUUGCACACCUUAUGUCUUUAGGAAACUUGCUGCUCUGUAUCUUGAAAUCGAGGAGCAUAAUCUGUUUGAGACUAUUGAGAAGAUGAUUGUUGAGGUGAAAGCAACUCCAGCUGAGAUCACAGAGCAGCUUAUGGUGAGCAAGAAUCCUGAUGUUUCGCUUAAGAGUCUUGUUGAGUUUCUUGAAAGCAAGAAGAAGAUGAGUAAAGAGAGUGAAGAAGGAGCAGAAAUUAAAGAGGCAUGA